Molecule: messenger RNA, 3091 nt
Organism: Oldenlandia corymbosa var. corymbosa
Lineage: Eukaryota; Viridiplantae; Streptophyta; Magnoliopsida; Gentianales; Rubiaceae
Source: the annotation of a GenBank genome assembly
UACUAGGAUCGAUAAGGUGAACAAAAAUCAUAAAAAUCAUGGUGAACUUGGGCGAUAUGAUUGUGCGCCAUUUAGGAACACCACACUUAGCUCACGAGGCUAAAAAAACAUUUUGGCAAUAUGUAAGGUACUAAGAUUAAAGAUUCACUUAUAUUUUUUUUCUGGUUUGUUGGAUGGACAAAAAUAAUCACACAAAGGGGCUUUCUUUUAUAAUCUGUAAAACCCUGUGAAGCCUCAAGCCGGCUAUGGCAUAUUCAGCCAUACAUCAUCAGAUUUCCGGCAUGUCUCCUGCCGUUUCUCUCCCCGUUUGCUUCCACUAACCAACUCCACUCAAAAACUGAAGUCAAGAAUGGCUUCUCUCCACCACUCCCUCUAUGUUCCGAAACCUCUGUUUCACAAACCUUUUUUAAUCCCCUCAUAUCCAUUUCCUAAGCUUCCUUCCAAUUCCGGCAAGUUAUUCCUCCUCCGCCAGAAUUACCGCCUUCUAUGCUUGCCUUCAAGGCCGCCGACGUCUAUGUCCUUUACUGCCGACGACCACCAGCAAAUCCUCGAAGCGGUGGCGGACUCCAAUGAGGAGGUUCUUCCUGCAGUCAGAACUUAUGAAGACAGCUCCGCCCGGCUUACAGUUGUCGGCGCUGUUGAAUUCCAGCAAGCCCUCACUGCCGCCGCUGCCGACGGCGGUCGAGCUGCCGACCAACAUAUUUUGGCUGGGUUGCAGGCCAUGGUCGUUGAGACCAUCUUCCCUGGACCUCCUGAUGAAAACAGCACUCUUUCCACUAGGCUUUUUUUACCAGCUAGGAAAGUAAAAGCAAAAGUUAAGACUCUUAAAGGGUUCAUGGAUGAUGAUCUUAUUUCUAGCACAACAUCCGAGAACAUACUUGCUAUGACGUUUAGGCAAGUAGUUCUGCGACAACUUUGGAGAUUUGAACUCCUUUUAUUUAGACCUGGAACAGAAAGAAAUAUGAAUGAUCUUGAAAACCCCAGAGAGGUACCUGCAAUGUUUAGCAUGUCUUCUUGUGAUGAACGUGUUCUUGCCGUGCUUGCUGAAGUUAUAUGCUCUUCUGCUCUUGAAGGCAUUGAAGGACAUUUCGGUGUUGACUCAUUGAAGAGGAAAUCAAACAAGUUUUCCGAGUGGUUUCAAAAGCAUAAAAAAAUUGUCUCAAAAGACUCGUCUAUUAUUGUGCAUAAGUUGCAUGAAAAAGAGAUUCUUUCAAAUGUUAAAAAUCUUCUGGAAACUUAUAACGCGGAAAAGUUUGAAUCUUUGAGAUCCACAUUAAACAACUCUUGGUGGAAGCUGCCUUCAUACUCUCAACUUGAGAAAAUUGGCGGAUCUGAAUUCACUGCUUGGAUCAGCGAAUAUAUCCCGUUAUACCGGCUGCAAAUUGAUGUUAACAAAUUCAAGGAUGUGAAGCACACAGGGGGCAAGUUUUCAGCUACGAAUAUGUGGGAAAUUCUCUUGACUCACUCUCAAAUGGUUAGUCUGGCCAACAUUCUUGAUAUGUUCUAUGAAGAUGAUUUCACUUUGCCUGCUAAAGAAUUGUCGUCUGGUGCAGUUAUGGAACUGUCCAACAUAAGCCAUAGCAAGAGCAACAGAUCCUUUUUCAAACUAUUGUCAGCCACCAUUGCUGGUGGUCUUUUCAUUGUUACCCUUACCAUCAUGAGCCAGCUUCGGUUGCCCAGUCUCCCUCGAUGGAGGAAAUAUUUUGGCGCUGACAGCCCUCUUCAAUCAUCUUCUGUUAGAUGCAUACAGCCCGAGUCCUUGGAAGAUGUGAAGUUUGUAGAUUACUGCACCUCCGUUAUUAGGAAAGUCAAGGACUCAUUUGGUUGGCCUGGAGAAAUUAGAACAGAAGCCGGUCUUUAUGCCUGGACCGGAGACCUCCCAUUGUACUUGAGGAAAAUGUCUGAAAAUGGCUCAACGACUGCGGAUGUUUCCUCCAGUGGCACAAUGGUAGGAGAAGGACCCGAAGAUAUCAGAGCAUCCAUGCAAGAUAUUGCAAGCUAUCAGGUUGUACUGUCCAAUGACAGGAAAAUUGUUGGAUUUCAACCCACUAGUCGCAUGGCUGUUAAUCACUGGGCUUCAAACCCCUUAGCAAAGGAAUUGUAUGCGGGAAGAAUUCUUUCUCCUGGUCUAAUAGAACCUGGUCUGAAGAUCCCUCAACUAAACGAAGUAGUAGUGUUGGAAUUGUUAAUGUCAGCAAAUUCUGGUCCUCAUUUUGCAUUUGUUAGACCAGUUGAUAUUUCUUGAAUGUUUUAUAGAGAAAGAAACUGAUCAGACAGUGAGAUCUUCUCAGCUAUAUAUGUUUGGGUUGGAUAAAGUUGAGCAGAUCAAUUUGGGUCUUUUCAGGGUAGAAGAUGCCUUGGACAUUUGUUUGUAACUAGUGCUAUUCUCCUUUAAGCUUGUACAGAGUAGACGACGUUGUUGCAGGAACACGACGCCGUUUUUAGCAGAACUGACCCGAGAUAGUGUAACACAUUUGUUUGAACUCAUCUUAUCCUCCUUGUCACGGGAAGAUUGAUGAAAAAGGAAAUCAAGUUUAGGAAGUUGUUGGUGUUUAAGAUAUUGGUGUUUCUGUACAUGCUAGUAUUUCUUUAGCUGAGACUUGAGAAGGAAAUUUAUAUGAUGAAUAGGUUUUAAAUACCAAUGUUGUAGUAACCGUUCAUAGAAACGACACAUAUAUUCUGAACCAUUUGCGUAACCACUACAAUGUAGAUACAAUUCCGUCACCGAUACGGAUGGAGUAAAUAAUGAAAUUCUGGUUUCCAAUCUACAUAUAUUUGCAAAAGCGACUUCAUCUGAAUUCAGCCAGUUGAUUAUGACCGAAGCAUCACUGAAUUGAGUGAUUCCAGUUACGGAAGCCAUUAGGACAGCCUCUCUCGCUGCUAGGGCUUCAAUCACCUUAGGACCGAAGAGACCUUGGUAACUACGUGCAUAACCUGAAACGAAGCCAGUUGAACAAUUCCAAAUAAUUAGAACUCCCGCAGCAGAAAGCUUCAAAUCCGGGUUAGCAGCACCAUCGAAGAAGAUACCAUAUUCCUUGCAUGAAGGCAAGAGAAUUUUUCAGUUUGCAAAGCAUUUCUUCCUUCCUUGGAG